Saccharomycodes ludwigii is the source of this 2916-nucleotide messenger RNA. RefSeq names its product Ssy1p (gene SSY1). The record is from RefSeq and is a predicted model, not a curated record. Gene Ontology annotation, molecular function: amino acid transmembrane transporter activity. The transcript has a single exon. NCBI's taxonomy places the organism in Eukaryota, Fungi, Ascomycota, Saccharomycetes, Saccharomycodales, Saccharomycodaceae. Gene Ontology annotation, biological process: amino acid transmembrane transport. Bases 1 to 2916 code for a protein of 971 amino acids. Gene Ontology annotation, cellular component: membrane.
AUGAACAGAAAUUUCAUUGCUCAAUCAAAAACACGCCAUAAACUUAACUCAAUGAGCAAGAAUGAAAAUGGGGGGGAAAAUAAAGCUACCGAUGAUAUUGAUGUUGAGGAGCAUGUCAAACAUUUUGGAUUAUUUCCACAAGAAAAUAAUAUACAAAUUAUAAGUAGCACAUUAUAUCCUAAAUUUUCCUCUAAUAUUAGUGGUCAUAAUGAUAAUAUUAAUAAAAGCGACAAUAGUAAUACUGAGAAUAAAAUACAUAUUUUUUCAACUACAGCAAUGAGUAACAUACAAAAUGAUUUAGAAAGUCUUGAUGAUUCAAUUGAUACAAAUAUUUUAAAGGAUAUUAUACAUAAUGAAAAAAGAUUGGAACUUAAAGAAAACUUAUUAAACGAUAGAUUUUGGUUAACUAAUGCGUAUGAGAAAUUACAUGGUAUAAAGAAAACUGAUGGGCCUGAUAGUAAAGAUAAUAAUGAAGAUAACAAAUUUGCAGAAGGUGCUUAUAAACAUGGACCACAAUUAACUGAUUUCCAACUGUACCAGCAAAGUGUAGAAAAAGAAGAUUAUUUAAGAAACAAGUUGAAAAAGGUUAUGAAAGAAAGGGGAAAUAUUGAAGUGUUGACUACCGAUAAUUUAUUUCAAAAAUUUGAUCCAUCUAUGGCUAAAAAUGUACACAAAAAGUAUCCUUUUAAUAGGUAUAACUAUCAUUUUUCUCAUUAUAACAACAACAACAACAACAACAACAACAACAACAAUAAUAAUAAUAAUAAAGGAAGUACCACCAAUAGUAUUGUAUCCAACACUAAUAAUUCGACAAAAAAUAGACCAAUGUUUGUCGAAAAAAUUAAAAAGGAUAUGGGUGAUAAGUUUUACAGAAUUGGUAACACCAGACAUUUUCACAUCAAAAGUUUUAGAAAGAAGAAGGAUAACGAAAAAAUCGAAAGUAAGUUGCUAAAAACAUUUUCUUCAGCAUCAAACAAUACACAAGUGGUAGAUCAGGACAUAACACCAUGGAUUAUUGAUGAUCAACCCGAAAAUAAUCUAUAUGUGACACUAAAGUCAAGUGCUGAUGGUGAUAGUAAUAUGAGUGAUAGUAGUGGCGGUAAUUAUUAUGAGUAUGCAUCAUUACCGCCGGUUGAUGUAAAUAACAGUAAUGGCAACGACCAUGACAAUAAAAUACACCGGUUGUUGCAUGAUCAUCUACCUUCCUACAAAUAUCACGUUCAACGUAAAUUGGAUAUAAGACAUUUACAAACAAUUGCCAUUGGUGCAUGUCUAGGUAUAGGUCUUUUUGUACUAUCAGGAAGAUCUUUCACCAUCGGAGGGCCUUUAGGAGCACUAUUAGGAUUUAUUUUAUGUGGGAGCGUUGUUUGUGCCACAUUAUUGUCAUUUUCGGAAUUGGCCACAUUGUUACCGCUAUCAUCAGGUUUUUCUGGAUUAGCAUCAAGAUUUUGUGAAGAUGCUAUGGGGUUUGCACUAGGCUGGACUUAUUGGUUCACAUACAUUAUUGCAGCACCAAGUCAAAUAGUUUCUGCGGUCACUUUAUUGUCAUUUUACUUUAACUCUAAAGACUAUGCUAAGAUAAGCGGCGGAUUUACCACAUUAUUUUUGUUAGUUGUUAUUGGAUCGAAUAUGCUCGAAGUUAGUAAAUUUGGCGAGUUAGCGUACAUUGUUGGGUCGAUAAAGGUUAUAAUAACCGUUAUGACGAUGAUUGUAAUGGUAAUAUUAAAUUGUGGAGGUAGCAAGGGUUCAACGUACGUUGGUUUUAGAUACUGGGAUAGUUACAAGAGCAAACAUUACGAAGAAAUAAUAACGUAUGGGGCUUUCAGACCCACUUUUGAUUUGGAUGAUAUUGGGAAGGGUGCUUUACAUGGUAUUGGUGGCGCAAAAGGUAGAUUUUUGGGUGUCUUAUUAAAUAUGGUUGGUUCCUGUUAUGCGUUUAGUGGGGCUGAAGUUUCUUUUGUUGCGAGUGGUGAGGCUAAAAAUCCACGUAAAACAUUACCCUCUGCAACGAAAAGGUCCUUCAUUACAAUAAUGAUAUUGUAUAUUUUAUCUAUAUUCUUGGUAGGUUUAAACAUCUAUAGUGGGGAUUCAAGAUUGGCAAGAUACAAGUUUUCCAAUGGUCAAAUCGACUAUGUGAAUACAGCAUGGCAAGUGGUUGAUGAUUGCAAGUAUAUUUUAAUAGACGGUACUAUUUCUCCGUGGGUUUUGGCUUUGCAAAAUUUUGGAUUAUGCACGUUUGCUAAUGGGUUUAAUGGAUUAUUAAUAUUUUUCAGUAUUAGCGCAAGCUCUUGUUCAUUAUACACUUCAAGCCGAGCGUUAUACACCUUAAGUGUGCAAAAUAAGGCUCCACGUAUUUUUUCAAGUUGUACCAGAAGUGGAGUUCCUUGGAUGAGCGUAAUUUUUUGCGGAUUAUUUGGUACUAUUGCAUAUUUGUCAGUUAAUUAUGAAUCAGUUCAAAAUUUCCAAGUUUUAACAGAUCUUGCCAGUUUGUCCAUUUGCAUUAUCUGGAUGGGGCUAAAUAUUUCAUAUCUAAGGUUUUUUUAUGCAUUAGGUAAAAGAACCGAUAUUAUUUCAAGGAAUCAUAAGGCGUAUCCUUAUAGGGCGCCAUUUGAGCCUUUUCUAGCAUAUUAUGGAUUAGUUGGUUCAAUAAUUAUGAUUUUAUUUAUGGGAUUUACCACUUUUUUGCAUGAACAUUGGAGUACUAGAACGUUUUUCUCGUCGUAUGGUGGGUUAAUUUUUUUUGUGAUUUUGUAUACAAGUUAUAAAGUAAUUGGUACGUCUAAAAUACAAAGAUUAGAUCAAUUGGAUAUGGAUAGUGGUAGAAGAGAAAUGGAUAGAAUGAUUUGGGAUGAAGAUAAAGAGUACUCUAUAUCUUUAAAGGAAAGAUUGAUUAAAAUAUUACAUUGGUUUUUAUAA